Molecule: messenger RNA, 2081 nt
Organism: Mobula hypostoma (lesser devil ray)
Lineage: Eukaryota; Metazoa; Chordata; Chondrichthyes; Myliobatiformes; Myliobatidae
Gene: ankrd55
Product: ankyrin repeat domain 55
Exons: 11
Coding region: 97-2058 (653 amino acids)
Cellular component (GO): cytoplasm; nucleus
Molecular function (GO): protein binding
Source: RefSeq, a predicted model, not a curated record
GACGACAGAUGCUAUUCUAUUUACUGUAAUCUCAAUUUUCUGCUUGAAACAGUGGAGGUGACAUUCACUUGAUCCUGUUAAAUAAUGAUAUAGAAAAUGGAUUUUAGUUCCUCAUCUGUCUUUGAUCAGCAUAAAGGUGACUCCUCAGAGGAAAUUGAUCUCACUGUGGUUUAUCAGGCAGCAUCCAGUGGAGAUAUCAACACCCUUACUGCAGUGAUCCGUGAGGACCCUGCCAUUUUGGAAUGCUGUGACAAUGAAGGCUCAACUCCAUUGAUGCAUGCAAUAUCAGGCCGGCAACUAGAUACAGUAAAGCUGCUACUCAAGAUGGGGGCUUCUAUCAAUACUGAAGAUGCCUGUGGAAGAACUGCCCUAUCUUUAGCUACGUACUUGGGCUGGCUAGAUGGUUGUGUAACACUACUCCGAAAUGGUGCCAAACAAAAUAUCCCAGAUAAAAAUGGAAGACUUCCCCUUCAUGCAGCCACUGCUGAAAAUAAUGUCAGACUCCUGGCUCUACUGUUGCAGAAAACCACAAUGUGUGAAAUAAAUCACCAAGACAACGAAGGAAUGACUCCACUCCAUUGGGCUGCUUUUCAUAACCGGCCACAACAUGUCCAGGCUUUACUGCAAAAAGGAGCUGACCCAACCUUGGUUGAUAAAGACUUUAAAACAGCCCUUCAUUGGGCAGUGCAGAGUGGGAAUAGAGUCAUGACCUCUAUCAUUUUGGAUCAUCACCUGACCCCAUCCAUAAUAAACUAUGAUGAUGAAAAUGGAAAGACUAGUGUUCAUAUAGCAGCAGCCGCCGGAUACAGCGAUAUCAUCUACGAACUAGCAAGGAUACCAGAAUGCAAUUUGCAAUCACUCGAUGUGGACGACAGGACACCACUUCAUUGGGCUGCUGCUGCAGGGAAGGCAGACUGUGUACGGUCUUUGAUACAGCUCGGCGUAGACAGCAGUCCAAGAGACAUCAACGAAAACACUCCUUUAACAUAUGCAAUGUACUGUGGGCACACAGCAUGUGUUAAGCUUUUCUCACAGGAAAAUAAAUCUGAUGCUAUAAGACAGCAACCUGCCCAAAGCAAGAAAAAAGAGGGACGCUUCAGUGUACUGAACCAGAUAUUUUCCUGUAAGAAGAAAAAAGAUGAACAAAAGGUCACUUGGAAAGACAAAAAUAGGGAUAAAUGUCUAAGAGAUGAAACUUCUGAAGUUGAUGACAUUAUAACAACUUUUGACUGCAUCUUGGAUCCCAACAACUGUGAUGACCUGGAGGAACAGGCAGAGAAGAAUAGACCAAGGAAAACAACCACAGAACUAACAAUUCGAAGACGCCAGCAAUCAAACAAAAAACAAAUAUACAAAAGUCUUCCCCCUAUACAAACAGAGAGCCUCCCACCAUUAAUUCAUAGCAGGCCUCUGUUUUCAAAUUCACCUUGCAUGGUUCAGAACACAGACAGUAAAUCUAGUACACAUCACUUUGCACACAGGUCUCAAAAAAGCCGCAGUGAACUUGACUUGUUUGAGAAUCGAACCAGCACUCAACAAAUUUUAGAAUGUCUGUGGGCUAAAGAUACCAACCAUAUUUUGCCUCACAAAGCAUGGACUGCUCCUCCUUCGACAAAGCUGCUGGAAGUUUUUCUGCAAGAAAGAGCCAAACAAGUGGAACUCGCACAUCAUCCUCACAUCCCUUACUUACAUAACAAUCCUAAAGGAAAUGUACAUAUAACCCCCCUUGAAAGAAAGAAAGUUAAAGAUUCACUUCCUGCAAGAUCCUACCUAAGUCCUAUUGCUGAUGACUCGGCUCAUAAAUGUAAUCAAUCUUCAGAAAUGGCAAACAUUAGAGCACUGCCUCAGAACUCUAUAUGGACUGCUCCAGUAAAUACCCCACCAAGACUUCCUUCAAGAAUACAAAGAGAGGAAACUGGCCAAAGUCAUUUGCCAGUCAUACCAGGUGAUUCUAUGAAGGUCAACCCUGUACUUCCUGCUAUCCCAUCUCAGAAGAAAAGUACACAUUCAGAAGACUCGUUCAAGUGUGAAACCAAAUCCCAGACAGAGAGUCAAUAAAUGUAGGAAAGUAGAUGAAAAAU